This is a messenger RNA of Lingula anatina, 2487 nucleotides long. RefSeq lists its product as uncharacterized. Lineage: Eukaryota; Metazoa; Brachiopoda; Lingulata; Lingulida; Lingulidae. The record is from RefSeq and is a predicted model, not a curated record.
AUGAGUUCUUCAAAAGGUAAGGCAUUAAAACCAGGUGGAGCUUCUAAAGGUUCGCACCUCGCAAAAUCACCCGCUUCAAAUGACGUAACCAAGAAAACCGUAAAACUCCCUAACGCAGCAGCGUCAGAUACUGGUGCACAGAGGAAAGGCUCCGCAACAAACGCUAGAAAAACCAGUCUUGGAGUAGAUGCUGCGGCAGCAACAAGGCGAAAAAGUACAAUUUCAUCGGACACACAACCUAGUAAAGCUGGAAAAACUGACAGUAAAGCGACAAAGGCAGCCACCAGAAAGACUUCUUCAAAAAACACAUCUCCUGCAAAAAGUGGAGAAACUAAAGGAGCACAACCACAGUCCCUCAAACCCGUCGACAGCAAAACGAUAUCUCGUCGCCCGAGCAAGGACUCGGCCUCUCGCUUAUCCGAAAAUAAACCUGCUUUGCGACGUAUGAGUCGUGACACUACUUCUAGUUUAACAACAAGCAGAAGAAAUAGUUUGAUAAGUACUACUUCUUCAUCAAGGCAUGGAAGUAUUGUUGGUAGCCGUUCGUCCUCUCGUCGUAGUUCUUUAGCGCUUGACAACGACGCAUCUGCCAGUCGAAAGACUCCACCGCAUUCUACAGGUAGAUCCCUCAGCAGAGCGGCCUCUGAUGUUGAGAUAAAAACCAAGACGUUAUCGCCAGAUGAUGAAUCCAAUGAGAAACACGCAGAACAUGAAUCUGAAACAACUAAUGAGACCGCGCCUACACUAACAGAGAAUGCGGAUAACAAGGCGGAGAGAAAAGAGCCAGAAAUGAGCAAUUCAGGAAAACUGAAGAAAGAAACAGUACCUGACAAAAAGACCGAUAUUGCAACAAUGGCUAUUAGAGAAAAUGCAGACGUUUUGGGCUCGAAAGAGUGCUUGAAUAGUAAAUCUGAAGAUGAAAUCAUACACGAGGUGUCUGACCAGGGCGAAAAUUUAGCUUGUAAUAUGAACAUAACUGAUGAGGAUAUGAAUCGAGAAAAAGCAAAUGAAGAAGAUACUUCCAAUGAAACAUCUGCCAAAUAUGUGUCAGGGAAAGCGAUAAAGGAAGAGAAUGUCGUUGAAGAAGAAAAUAGAGAUUCGUUACAGGUUGGCGGUAAACUACAAACAAAGGUCAACAAGAACGAUGUAUCAUCAAUGAAUAUGACUGAGAAUGAGCACAGCAUCAACGAGUCCGACGAGUCAAAUCAAAAUUGUAAGGAAAAAACAUUAGUUAGUGGAAACGCUGCUGGAGUUGACAACAAACCACACCAAAAUAUAUCGCAGCCAGAAACAUGCUGCUCUGAAGGCAGCUCUUAUCACGAUGGAGCACUUGAAAAGACAACAGAAUCAUCAGAUGCCAUAACAAAAAACAUUUUAUCUUCUGAAACAGAAACUAAAACCUUAUAUUUAGAGCAAGAGGAACAAAAAGAAAAUACUGAAAGCCAAAAAUCUUGGACAUCGGGUGGAGACGGGACUUUCUCAGCAUCUUGGAAUAACCAAAAUAACCCAACGUCAAGGGAUGAUAAUGAUGUUGGUCACAACUCAACAGUUAAAAAUGAUACGAGUUCUGCCACGAAAAAAGGUAUUAAUGACGCAAACUUGGAGAGGACAGGAAAACAGGAAAAUGCAAAUAAAAAUGGCAAUGAUAUGUUUAAAUCGAAAAGUUCCAAAAGGGGUAGCAAAGACAACGUGCAAAAUAAAGAUCUUAAGAACGAUGACGGCGAAAAUCCACAAAUUGCCAGACUUGACUUAGGUGAAGAAAAUACAGACCUAACGAUCACUUGUGAGAAGAGAUCAGGUUCUUUGACGACGCCUGAUUUAAAAGAUGAUGACAAUCCAAACAUCAAGGAAACAUCAAGUUCACAGCGCCCUUUGUCACCCGUCAGUUUGGACAACAAUGGUGAGGCAGAGGGUUUCCAGGAAAAGGUAUCAAAAUCCAAAAAGAUGAAAAGCGAAAUAAAAAUCAAACAUGAACCAAAGAGCAAUGAAAAAAUAAAGGUGACUGACAAAUCGUCUAAACCCAACCCUGACACGAAAAAGGUAUCUUCGCAGGGCAACAGAGAGACAAAAGUAAGAAAAAAUUCUAUCGAUCCCAAUUCAAAGCAGGGGGCAGCAAAUCCUCGGCAACGAAGAGCAAGCAUUGAUACACGCCCAGGGAAGAAGCAAGGCACGGGGACAGGCAGUUCUGUAAAGAAUCGGUUAAGCAAAGGGAGCCUGGAGAAUCUAAGUGAAAUCUCUAAAUCUGAAGCUAGUUUAUCGAAAUCAGUAGAGAUCCUUUCAAGUGACGAUGUGUUGAAGGAGGAAACAUCGCCAAAACUUGACGACCCCACUCUACACAUCCAAGGAACCCAAACCCUGCUUACUCCCGACAGCAAACAAAAUGCCAAUACAGUUCCCACGAAUUCAUCAUGCACUGCUAAAUUAGGAAUACCCGAGGGAUGGGGUCACAUGUUGCAGAAAAAGAUAACCCCAAUUACUGGAGAAUGA